AUGCACCGAAAAUACAAAAUUAUUACUAAAGUUUCAUGCUGUCUUGGGAUCUACUUUCUAGUCGUGUACCCACUGAAACUAUUUUAUGACUCUUCGCAAAGAUGCCAAAAAAUUAUCUCUUUUUUUGGAUUUAACCUUAUGCCACUUUCCGAAGAAGAAGAAAAGUACCCGCUCGCGUACGGAAUGCUUGUCUAUAAGUGGACAGACCAAGUCUACUACACAGUAAGUGCUUUUUAUCAACCGCAGAACCAGUAUUGUAUCGGUAUUGAUAACAAAAGUGAUCGAGCUUUCAAGAGAAACGUCGGCUAUCUUGCUCAGUGUUUCCCAAAUAUUCAUGUUAUGGAAGUUCCUGCCGUCUCAUAUUGUGGUCAUUCAGUCAUUUGGGCAGUUCACCUUUGCCUUCGCUAUCUGACAUCGUUGCCGAGUAAAUGGAAAUAUUAUCAAUAUCUGACAGGUUUUGACCUUCCACUAAAAACAAACCAUCAAAUGGUGCGAAUUUUCAAGCAGCUAAACGGUUCAUUUAAUGGUGAAGUUAAAGCUUUUCAGCUCGACCGAUUACGGAACAAAUCGAAUAUGCAUCCACCUUAUAAACUAAAGUUAUUCAAAUCUAGUCUGUCUGCCACAUUUAGUCGAGAAACAGCAGAAUUUUUAGCCAGUUCUAGAGAAGCAAUGGCGUUAUUGUCUUUCCUCAACGGCACCUUUUGUCCAGAUGAAUCUUUUUGGACUACGUUGAUCGGAAACAAAAAUGGUUCUUACUAUUGUAAACCAGAAAACCUUACUGCUGUGCCUUUCUACAUUUCUCAAUGUUGGCUUUCAGGAAAAUACGUCUCUGCUUCCUGCGCCUUUGGUGUGGGGGACGUUCCCUCACUUCUGCAACGACCACAACUGGUUGCGCAUAAAUUUUACCUGGACUACGAACCAGCUGCAUAUUUUUGUCUGUACCAAAAAGUUAGAGAACGAGCCCAAGAAGAUAUUGCUAGUUUUAACGAAAAACCAUACGGUGAUUUACCUGGUCCGCGGCUAACUCGUGGAGAGGAUAUUUCCGAGUGGUUUAAAAACAAUGCUUAUUGA
Molecule: messenger RNA, 1071 nt
Organism: Enterobius vermicularis (human pinworm)
Lineage: Eukaryota; Metazoa; Nematoda; Chromadorea; Rhabditida; Oxyuridae
Source: the annotation of a GenBank genome assembly